Coprinopsis cinerea okayama7#130 is the source of this 321-nucleotide messenger RNA. RefSeq lists its product as hypothetical. The transcript is spliced from 4 exons. Lineage: Eukaryota; Fungi; Basidiomycota; Agaricomycetes; Agaricales; Psathyrellaceae. The record is from RefSeq and is a predicted model, not a curated record. The coding region runs from base 1 to 321 and encodes 106 amino acids.
AUGGACGAGCAAAAGGGUCUACUACUGAUAGAUAUGUCAUCGGUCGGUGGAGAAUUAACGGAGACACUUCGAUGCGAAAAACGUGGAGCGGGGGUUCCCCAGGUGCUAUCGAAGCGGAUAUCCAAGCACAAGGGUUUCGCCCUGAGCAUCACCCACAUGUGGUAUGACGCUCAACCUCGUGGUUGCUUGCAGGAUGAAACGAUCGAUGGGCGGCUGCUAGGGGUGGAUAAAAAGGUGGUCACUGGAUGCGGGCUCUAUGCCUGCCACAGGACACUCAAUACGUUUCUGAGCCUGGGCUAUCUGUGCCUCUUCCUUUUCUAG